This is a messenger RNA of Notolabrus celidotus (New Zealand spotty), 7395 nucleotides long. Its product is annotated as signal-induced proliferation-associated 1-like protein 2. Gene Ontology annotation, molecular function: protein binding; GTPase activator activity. Lineage: Eukaryota; Metazoa; Chordata; Actinopteri; Labriformes; Labridae. Gene Ontology annotation, biological process: regulation of small GTPase mediated signal transduction; activation of GTPase activity. The coding region runs from base 658 to 5853 and encodes 1731 amino acids. Gene Ontology annotation, cellular component: cytoplasm. The transcript is spliced from 21 exons. The record is from RefSeq and is a predicted model, not a curated record.
AGGACACAUCGAACAGCAAGCAGCUCGUCCUCCUUCCAUACCUCUCAGCCUCAGAGGACAGGGUCUGUGUCUCUCCUUCAGUAAACCCAGCAGAUAGACCCUGUGGUCAGAGAGCAGAGUCUGACCGAGCGUCAGGGGGGCGUGGCCUCUCCUCCCUGCGUGCUGACGUCACGGAGGUAGGUGCUGUGUGUUGGAUGCGUUAGUGUUCAGUGUUGAGCAGCUCCAGUCUGCAGGCUGACUCUCUGAGCGCACACACACACACCGACUGCCUCUGCGUCCUCUGGGGUUUUUACUCUGUACGGAUAUCUGCCGGGGAUCCUGGACUCCUCACCAGGACCGGACCCCCCUCUCACACCGGGACCGGACCCCCCUCUCACACCCUGAGAUCGGCUCUUCCAGCUGUCGCUCGACUCCGGAGGCUCGCUGCGAGGGAAGGCUCCACUCGGCGGUGUCACGCCGCUCCUCACACGCUCGUCCUUGACAUCCCAAAUGCUGCGUGUCGAUCGUGGGGCCGGCCGCCUCGUGUGAGUUAUGACGACGGCUGCUUCUUUGACUCAGAACAGAGACUCCUCCUCCGCUCAGCACGGAGAUCACAUGAUGUAAUGAAGACGGGUGAAGCUGCGAGUCUGCUCUUCAAAGAGUCCGCCGGCAGGAUAUAUGAGUAUUUUGAGCCCUGUGACGGAUAACAAAUCAAACCUUGUGGGAAUUGUGGGAGGCCCAGAGGAAAUCUCCAGAGUCAUGCAGUCAGAGGAGCUGUUCAGCAGGAAACUCAAAGCCCUGAAUGGAAGCAUGGGACCGCCGGUCUCCAGUGUUCAGGGGAAACCCGACGUCGCAGGAAAAACCAACGGCAACCCGGCCAUGCCUAAGAUGGGCGUACGGGCGAGGGUGACCGAGUGGCCUCCGAGGAAAGACGGCUGGGACGGGCGGCCUUCACCGAACUAUCAGAGCGUCAUCCCCGUGUUCCAGAACGGGCAGGAGCACACGGUGGAGAUCCUGGAGCAGGAGCCGGUCUGCGUGGAGGUGGACUUCACUGAUAGAUACACUCUGAGCGACCUGCUCAGCCACUCCCCGCUGAAAGGACUCCACCCCAUCCGUCAGCGCAGCAACAGCGACGUCACCAUCAGCGACAUCGACUCCGAGGACAUCAUGGACCAGAACGCCGUCAACCCCAACACGGGGGCCUCGCUGCACCGGGAGUACGGCAGCACGUCCUCCAUAGACCGGCAGGGUCUGGGAGGAGACGGCUUCUUCACGAUGCUCCGAGGAUACCGAGUGGACACCCUGGACCACCGGAGCAUACCGCCUUUAGGAUUCCCCGAGCUGCUGCGCUGCGAUGCCGCGCUCUCUCCGAGUCUUCAAACAGCGGCGCAGAUCGCCCGGGGGGAGAUCGUCCACAUUCCAGGAUACGACUACAUCGACAGCUCGCUGCUGUACAGCCGGGAGCGGGAGAAGUCCUUCAUGAGGAGGCUUAAAUCUGAGUCCUCUGAGACGUCUUUGUUCAGGAAGCUCCGGACCAUAAAGAGCGAGAGCGACGCUCUGCGGCUCUCGCUGGAGGACGACCGGCGCCCGCUCAGCUUCCAGAAGUGUUUCGCUCACUACGACGUCCAGAGCGUCCUCUUCAACAUCAGCGAGGCGGUCGCCAGCAGAGCCUUCCUGAGCCAGAGGAAGAACACCACCACCGGGGCGUCGGCUGCCUCAGCUGGACCCGGAGUAGGAGGACUACCUGGACCUGGGCCAGGACCUGGACCUGGACCUGGGCCUGGAGCAGCAUCAGACGUUGGAGCAGCAGGAUGUAGCAAUGCGAACACCCCCAUGUUUGAGUCCCCGCUGGGCAGCAGGGAGGACCUGAACCCCAAAGAGAACUUGGACGCUGACGAAGGGGAUGGGAAGAGCAACAGUCUGGUUCUGGGCUGUCCGCACUUCCGGAAUGAGAUCGGCGGCGAGGGCGAGAGGAGAAUCUCGCUCUCCAGAGCCAACAGUUCGAACUACAGCGGUCUCUCAGAGAGCUGCUCCUUUGAGUCCUCUCUGAGCUCGCACUGCACCAACGCCGGAGUCUCCGUCCUGGAGGUGCCCCGAGAAAACCAGCCCAUCCACAGGGAGAAGGUCAAACGCUACAUUAUCGAGCACAUCGACCUGGGAGCGUACUACUACCACAAGUACUUCUACGGCAGAGAACAUCAGAACUACUUCGGCGUGGAUGAAAAUCUGGGACCGGUGGCGGUCAGCGUCCGCAGGGAGCGUCUGGACGACGGGAAGGAGAAGGAGGGGAUGCAGUUCAACUAUCGAGUCGCCUUCAGGACGAGCCAGCUGACCACGCUGCGUGGAGCGAUCCUGGAGGACGCCAUCCCAUCCACAGCGAGACACGGGACGGCCCGCGGCCUGCCGCUCAAAGAGGUCCUGGAGUACGUGAUCCCCGAGCUGAACAUCCAGUGUCUGAGGCUCGCCCUGAACUCGCCCAAAGUCCCCGAGCAGCUGCUGAAGCUGGACGAGCAGGGGCUGAGCUUCCAGCACAAGGUGGGAGUCCUGUACUGUAAGGCGGGGCAGAGCACGGAGGAGGAGAUGUACAACAACGAGGGCGCGGGGCCGGCUCUGGAGGAGUUUUUGGACCUGCUGGGUCAGAGGGUUCGGCUCAAAGGUUUCACUAAGUACCGAGCUCAGCUGGAUAACAAGACGGACUCCACCGGCACUCACUCCCUCUACACCACCUAUAAGGACUACGAGCUGAUGUUCCACGUGUCCACCAUGCUGCCCUACACCCCCAACAACAGACAGCAGUUACUCAGAAAGAGGCACAUUGGCAACGAUAUCGUCACCAUCGUGUUCCAGGAGCCCGGGGCCCUUCCUUUCACUCCCAAACACAUCCGCUCUCAUUUCCAACAUGUGUUUGUCAUCGUCAAAGUCCACAACCCGUGCACGGAUAACGUCUGCUACAGCGUGGCCGUGUCCAGAUCCAAAGACGUGCCUCCGUUCGGCCCUCCCAUUCCCAAGUCCGUCACUUUCCCAAAGUCGGCGGUUUUCAGGGACUUCCUCCUCGCCAAGGUCAUCAACGGAGAGAACGCCGCGCACAAGUCGGAGAAGUUCCGGGCCAUGGCGACGCGGACGCGGCAGGAGUACCUGAAGGACCUGGCCGAGAACUUUGUGAGCACGGCCACCAUCGACAACGCCGUGAAGUUCAGCUUCAUCACGCUGGGCGCCAAGAAGAAGGAGAAGGUGAAGCCGAGGAAGGACGCUCACCUGUUCAGCGUGGGCGCCAUCACCUGGAGCGUGCGGGCCAGGGACUUCGGACAGUCGCUGGACUGCGACUGUCUGCUCGGCAUCUCCAACGAGUUCAUCGUGCUCAUCGAGGAGGACUCUAAGAACGUGGUCUUUAACUGCUCCUGUCGGGACGUCAUCGGCUGGACGUCGGGGAUUAUGAGCAUCAAGAUCUUCUACGAGCGCGGCGAGUGCGUCAUGCUGUCCGCGCACGACAACUGUGGAGAGGACAUCCGGGAGAUGGUGCAGAGGAUGGAGAUCACCACGCGAGGAUGUGUGACAUCAGAGAUGACUCUGCGUCGGAACGGCCUCGGACAGCUCGGCUUCCACGUGAACUUCGAAGGCAUCGUGGCCGACGUGGAGCCCUUCGGCUUCGCCUGGAAGGCCGGUCUGAGGCAGGGCAGCCGGCUGGUGGAGAUCUGCAAGGUGGCCGUCGCCACGCUGACGCACGAACAAAUGAUCGACCUGCUGAGGACGUCCGUCAGCGUCAAAGUGGUCAUCAUCCAGCCUCACGAGGACGGCACGCCACGAAGGGGCUGCUCCGAGCUCUACCGCAUCCCCAUGGUGGAGUACAAGGUCGACAGCGAGGGACAGCCCUGCGAGUACAAGACACCCUUCAGGAGAAACACCACCUGGCAUCGGGUGCCCACGGCUGGCGGAGCGCCCCUCUCCCGAGGCUCGCCCACGCAGGGACCCGAUCGCCUGCAGUGCCAGCAGAUCCUCCAGCAGCACCAGGCCGCCAUCCCACGGAGCACCUCGUUCGACAGGAAGCUGCCAGACGGGUCCAGGACGAUGCAGGACAUGGAGAACCCUCAGGUCACCUCAUGUAACAAAGGAGACCAGCACUACCGCAGCUCCCCCAGUAACCAGUCCUCCUCCAGUGAUCCGGGACCCUGCGGCAGCGGCACCUGGUCCCAGCAGCCUGGAUACGACGGGUGUCCCUCUCCAAUCCUCCAUGAGAGGGCGGGGGACAUGCAGGGAGGAGAUGGGGAGAUCCACAGGGAGAGGGAGCCAACCUUAGAGAGGACCCGGUCUGCAGAGGCGAAGUGGCACAUCCCCUCCACCAAGAUCCUGAACCCUCUGAAGCAGAGAGAAGGAGGGAAGGACUCGCCAAACAAGCUGUCCAGGACGGGUGAUAAAAACUCCAGCCACUCCAGUAGCAACACCCUCUCCAGCAACGCCUCCAGUAACAGCGACGAUAAGCACUUUGGCUCGGGGGACCUGAUGGACCCGGAGAUCCUGGGCCUCACGUACAUCAAAGGGGCGUCCACGGACAGCGGCAUAGACACUAAUCCCUGCGUGGCCCCCGGGGCCCGGGUGCUGCUGCAGGGCCGGGUGGGGGAGCAGGGGCACCCCUGGGAGCACCACGAGGACGGGGUGUCAGAGGAGGAUCAUGGGAAACUGUACCUGCCGCAGGGCUACGCCGCAGCCAUCAUGUCGAGUCACGUGACGGAGGGAAGCAUCGGGGACCUGAGCGAGAUCUCAUCACACUCAAGUGGCUCACACCACUCAGGCAGCCCGCUGGCCCGCGGCGCCAGGUACUGUUUGUCCGCUGACUCCUCCAAGGUGUACACCAUCCCCCAGACCAGCAGCUCAGGGCCAGAUGCAGAUCCAGAUCCAGAGCUGGGUCCGGGGCUCAGCUCAGAGGCCUGUGGACAGACUCGGUCCCAGCAUGGGGGUGAACUCUCUGUGGGCGUGAAGACGACUGAGGAUGAGAAUGAAGAUGCUCACAACAGUGAAGGACCUCCAAACAUUUCAGAGUGUGGCAGGCAGCUGUACACGCAGGAGGCCUGCAGGGUUCAGUCUGCAGAGCGGGACGGGAAGUCACUGCAGAGACUUUCCAAAGAAGAGUACGUGAAGAUGAUGCUGCCGGGGAGUCCUCCGGGGGACGACCGGAGUCGGAAGGUGUCGACGAUGGACAGUCUGUCACCGCGGCGCUCUCUGUACCGGACGCUGUCGGACGAGAGCGUGUGCAGUAACCGCAAGGGAUCAUCCUACGCCAGCUCUCACAGCUCCAUGCUGGACCAGGCCAUGCCCAACGACAUCCUGUUCAGCACCACGCCUCCCUACCACAGCACACUGCCUCCACGCAUGGUCCACAACCAGGGCGCCUCAAACCUACGCAAUGAGUUUUGGUUCUCUGACGGCUCCUUGGCGGACAGGUCCAAGUUCAGCGACCCGGGCCUCAUGCCCCUCCCCGACACUGCCUCUGGCCUGGACUGGUCUCACCUGGUUGAUGCAGCACGAGCCUUUGAAGACCAGCGCGUGGCGUCCUUCUGCACCAUGACGGACAUGCAGCGCGCCGAGGCUCUGCACAUCUCCAGAGAGCUGACCAGACGCGUGGUGGAGGCGGAGGGGGCGGCGAUGGAUGCAGACAGCGCGCCCUCCACCCUGACGGGCAAAGUGAACCAGCUGGAGGUGAUCCUCAGGCAGCUGCAGCUGGACCUCAGAAAGGAGAAGGAGGACAAGGCGAUGCUGCAGGAGGAGGUGCAGCACCUGAGGCAGGACAACAUGCGUCUGCAGGAGGAGAGCCAGACGGCGGCGGCUCAGCUCAGGAAGUUCACCGAGUGGUUCUUUCACAGUAUCGACAAAAAACCCUGAGAGAGGAAAUCCUGCAGAGCGAGAGAGAGAGAGACAGAACCAGACUCCUCCUUGGCGCCCAUCUCGAACUCUACUUAAGACUCCCGGAUGAUGCAAAACUCUCAAACAAACCAUACCCGGCCUCCAGACUCUUUUUAAAGAGCCCGGCUCAGGAGACUGUAAGUGAGGCCUGCAUGGAGGAAACUGAAACCCUGAUCUGGACCCUCAGUUCUUGGAUCCCAUCCUGGCUGUUUCUGACAUAAACGCUCUCUCCAUCCCGGCAAACGAGACUCUUGGGAAGCGUCCCGUCUCUCCAGCGCCGGAGAGGAGUGGAGCGAGGCAUCGUCGUCCCCCCCUCCCCCCCCUUCGGGCGCCGGGAUCUUCUUACAGUAGUGGAAUGUAAAGCUCAUUUACUGUAGUCAACAUAUAAUCUACCUACGCUCGUCCCGUCAGUUCUACUGUAUACUCAGCUGUACUGUAUCAUACUGCGCACACUGUCACACAGCUGUUCCUGUGCAGAGAGGGAGGAAUGUACUGGAUGAAGAGGUACUUACUGUCUGCCUGCACCGAGAGGACUCCACAUGUGGCAGAAACACACAGGAGGUCAAAAUGAAUGUAGCUCAACUCAGACCCUUUUCCUUUCUGGACUCCUGCAUCCCCGACGAUUCAACCUUUGCCGCUCUGAGCUGUUCGUCCAUCGAUCGAUUCCACUUUUCUUUCCCUGUGUUGUAACGUAGGGUCACAUGGCAGUAACUUUUAGGUGUUUUUAAAGGUGCUUUCCCUACACACACAUUUGUUUGUUUGUUUGUUUGUUGGUAGUUUCCAUUCACUGUCACGAUGUCCUAGCAAUAACAAAGUGGUAGUUUAAACUGUGUUAAAAAAAAAAAAAACGAAGUUAGCACAAGCGUGAAGCGUUCCUGUGGCGAGGCGAUCGUACUCGACGUGUAUUUAUAAAAACAGGAAGACUGUGCCUGAAACUCUCGGUUGUAAAUGGAUUGUUUCUCUCUGCUUUUAUUUCUCUUUUAUAAACACAUGCCUUGUCUGUGGCUCACUGAUAUAAAGAUGUGUGUGUGUGAGUGUGUGUGUGAGUGUGUGUGAGUGUGAGUGUGUAGUUUAUCACAGCUAAACGUGUUCUUAUGCAGUGGUUUCUAGAGCAUUAGAGCAGACGCCAGUGAACCACACUUACAAUGCCAAAUGUGUUUAUGUCUGUACAUACCUGCCACAGAAGUGUCUUGUAUUUAACACUAUUAUUUAAGCUUAUUUAACCUAAAGUUGUUUAUUUUAUUAAGGGUAUUUUUUGUGCACUAAGGAGAGAUACAGCUCUGUGUAUGUUGUAAAGUGUGUAGCUUGCCAGGGCAACAAAACUAUAUAUUUAAAUAUAUAAAUGAUGAUUUUUGGAGAUUCCAACAUUUGGAUGCUGCUAGAUUACAGUUUGCUGGUUUGUAUGCUUUUAAAAUGUCUCUCUCUGUAAACGGUCUCAUCCCUGGUGGGACGCUGGUUGCUUUACUUGUUUUUGUUCUACUUUUUGUUCAGUUUUUUAAAUAAAUGUAGUUGGAAAAAUAA